Messenger RNA from Nycticebus coucang (slow loris), 1555 nucleotides. It is a transcript of the gene C1QTNF2, whose product is annotated as C1q and TNF related 2. Gene Ontology annotation, molecular function: protein binding. The transcript is spliced from 6 exons. The record is from RefSeq and is a predicted model, not a curated record. Lineage: Eukaryota; Metazoa; Chordata; Mammalia; Primates; Lorisidae. The coding region runs from base 478 to 1389 and encodes 303 amino acids.
AGCAAGUGAAAAUUGUGAGGUUCUAAAACACAAGAAAGCCUCUUGGGCGCUACGGGCCAGCCCACGUGACUGGGAGGAAGGCGCUCCCGCCCAUGACGGGAUGUGAAAACUAUGCCUGGGGCCGGCGCCUGGCCCGCUGCAGCCUCAGCGGAAGGCGAAGACGCAGAGCUUCAGGAGCACGGUCGAGAACCUCCUAGCUGCGAACGACUCUGGACGUAGCCGGCAGCAGCGAGGGAUGAAGAAAUAGAAAAGAAGAUAACUUUGUUACUAUGUGAUGUGAUGUUAUAUAAAGCAGUAUCCAGUACUGCCUGAAUCAUCUUUACCUGGUCAGUGGCAUCUCUGUGACACUUAUCUAAAGAAGUCCUCUGAGUUCAGAAAAGUGACUUGACCAGCGACACACCACUGCUCCUUCCAGUCAUCAGUCUUUGGGCCAUAAGUCCUGUAUCCAUCUCAGCCACUACAGAAGAUGAUGGUCUGAUGAUGAGUGCCUCACCACCAACACCCCUCCAAAAUAUAUUCUGGAUCACCACCAUGAUCCCCUGGGUGCUCUUGGCUUGUGCCCUCCCCUGUGCUGCUGACCCGCUGCUUGGCACCUUCACUCGCAGGGACUUCCAGAAAGGCUCCCCUCAACUCAUCUGCAGCCUGCCUGGCCCCCAGGGCCCACCUGGUCCUCCAGGAGCCCCAGGGCCCUCAGGAAUGGUGGGACGAAUGGGCUUUCCUGGCAAAGACGGCCAAGAUGGCCAGGACGGGGACCGGGGGGACAGUGGAGAGGAAGGUCCACCUGGCCGAACAGGUAACCGGGGAAAGCCAGGACCAAAGGGCAAAGCCGGGGCCAUUGGGCGGGCUGGCCCUCGCGGCCCCAAGGGGGUCAGUGGUACCCCCGGGAAGCAUGGCACGCCAGGUAAGAAGGGGCCCAAGGGCAAGAAGGGGGAGCCAGGCCUCCCAGGCCCCUGUAGCUGUGGCAGUGGCCGUGCCAAGUCGGCCUUCUCGGUGGCAGUGACCAAAAGCUACCCGAGGGAGCGGCUGCCCAUCAAGUUUGACAAGAUCCUGAUGAAUGAGGGUGGCCAUUACAAUGCCUCCAGCGGCAAGUUUGUCUGCAGUGUGCCAGGGAUCUACUACUUCACCUACGACAUCACAUUGGCCAACAAGCACCUGGCUAUCGGCCUGGUGCACAACGGCCAAUACCGCAUCCGGACCUUCGAUGCCAACACUGGCAACCACGAUGUGGCCUCGGGCUCCACCAUCCUGGCUCUCAAGCAGGGUGAUGAGGUCUGGCUACAGAUCUUCUACUCUGAACAGAAUGGACUCUUCUAUGACCCUUACUGGACUGACAGCCUCUUCACUGGCUUCCUUAUCUAUGCUGACCAGGACAACCCCAAUGAGAUAUAGACAGGCUGGGCUUGGGCCUCCUGGCAGGGAAUAACUUCUGGACUUGUGCAUAUGGUCCAAGAUGCCUAAACUGUAAACUAAGGGCAGAGUGAGCAUCUAGCCUCAGACUGACCUCCUCUGCCUCUUUUUAUCUCCAUCAUUAAAUUUUAGCUUUUUUAUUCAUCCA